This is a messenger RNA of Adineta steineri, 564 nucleotides long. The record is from the annotation of a GenBank genome assembly. NCBI's taxonomy places the organism in Eukaryota, Metazoa, Rotifera, Eurotatoria, Adinetida, Adinetidae.
AUGGCGCAAGAGAAACAGACUGGCGAUCUGCAUGCACAACCGAUAUCAUCGUCUCAAAGUGGACAAACACGAGUUGAAAUGAUCAAUGAAUGGCGUGAACAACGACAGGGUAUUAUCAAUGAAAUUGUGCGAGAAGCAAUCAGACAAGCUUCAAAUAAAGAACGAGCUAAAGCUGAUGAUAUUUUGCAUCGACAAUUAAGUGCUGAUGAAUUACACAACACAAAAGAAGAUCUUUUCGAUCAUCUUGAUCAACUGCUAGAACAAUCCCUCAAUAGAGAAUGGAAUUCAUCUGACACGACAGAACUAAAUGAUGACGAUUCGAUAUCAGAGUAUUCACCUUCAGAAAUACCAACAGGUUUCUCUCGACAAUAUCCGAGUCAAAGAUCUGUCGGUUCAAGUGUGGAUCAAGUUUCAGUGCUAUCUACUGAAAAUAAGAGAAUUCCAUGUACUCCAGAUGGGAACAAUGGUGCGGUGGCUUUACACGAAGACGAGUUGGUAUUUGUUCAAGGAGUGGCAAAUAUAAAAUUGGUACCAAUUUUGAAAAUUUAUUUGCUAAAAUUUUGA